Molecule: messenger RNA, 798 nt
Organism: Cicer arietinum (chickpea)
Lineage: Eukaryota; Viridiplantae; Streptophyta; Magnoliopsida; Fabales; Fabaceae
Source: RefSeq, a predicted model, not a curated record
GUGAUUUAUAUAUAUAUAAGAGAGAAUGGAAGGAAAAAAUAAGCCAAAGGGUUCUUAUUCUUCAUUUUCUUCUUCUGAGUUCAUAGGCUCCAAAGAGUCAACACAUCCAUCUUCUUCUCUUGGAGUUUUUAGCUCUAUGUUUUCUUCUCAUUCCCCUAAUGUGGUUGGGAGAGAAUCUAUGUGUUUUGAAGUGAAUGACAUAAAUGCCAAGGAGACGUGGAAUCCCAUACUUCGAACUCAAGCCAUAAACGAAGAUGGCAUAUUUAAGAGUUAUGGUGGUGAAUCUCAUAACACAAAAGUCAAAGAAUUGAGUUCUAUAUACGAAGAUAAAAAGACUGAACCAUGUAAGCUUAGUUCAUCAAACUCCACGCCAAAGAAAGAUGUUGAAGAAAAUGAUUCAGAAAAUGCUUCAAAAGGAGAUUGGUCGAAAGAAGGUCUCUUUUGAAAAUUUUAUAUUUGCCAACAAAAGGCGUGUGCUUAAUUUACAAGGUACAUGGUAAAUUGGGGUAACAAUAUAAUCAAUCCAAAUUUAUGGAAGGACUAUAUAGAAAUCAAAAUGUAAUGGAGAACAAGUUUUCUUUACGCGGCGACCAAACAACACAGCCAGAACAUAAAGUCGUCAAUGAUAUUAGUUUCUUUAUUUCUUAUUUUCUAAUUAAAAAUAGAAAGUUAUCUUUAGCAAUCCUAUUGAAAUUGUAAUAUGUAUUGAAAUGUUAUUUACUAUCAGCUACUCUUGAGUAAAAACUUUGAAGUUAUUUACUUUAUUGGAAAAUGUCUAUUUGUUGGUUUCUCAUUAAA